Cylas formicarius (sweet potato weevil) is the source of this 1836-nucleotide messenger RNA. RefSeq names its product CDK5 regulatory subunit-associated protein 3. Bases 16 to 1545 code for a protein of 509 amino acids. Gene Ontology annotation, biological process: regulation of mitotic cell cycle; regulation of cyclin-dependent protein serine/threonine kinase activity. NCBI's taxonomy places the organism in Eukaryota, Metazoa, Arthropoda, Insecta, Coleoptera, Brentidae. The record is from RefSeq and is a predicted model, not a curated record. Gene Ontology annotation, cellular component: endomembrane system. The transcript has a single exon.
UCAAUUAAAAUCCUAAUGGACGAGCAAAAUAUCCCUAUAGAUAUUAAUUCUAAUAAACUGUUGGAUUGGCUGGUGAGUAGAAGACACGUGGGCAAGGAUUGGCAAAAUUGUGUUCUUAAAAUUAGAGAAAAAAUCAGCAAUGCAAUACAAGACAUGCCCGCUCACGAUGGCAUUGCAAAGCUGCUUAGCGGGCAGCAUAUAAACUACUUUCACUGCCUGAAAAUAGUCGAAAUUCUUAAAGAAACUGAGAAAGACAGCAAGAACAUUUUUGGCAGGUAUGGUUCGCAGCGGAUGAAAGACUGGCAGGAUAUAAUAUCAGCCUAUCAGAGAGAUAACGUUUACCUAGCAGAAACCGCGCAGAUACUCACGAGGAACGUCAGUUUUGAGAUUCCAAGUUUGAAAAGGCAAAUAAUAAAACUUGAACAAACGCAAGCCGAAUAUGAAAAGAAGAUCAAAGAGAAUACCAAAACAGAAGCAAGUAUGCUUAAAGAAUUUACAAUGUCUUGUGACCAGCUCGGCAUUCAAGGCAAGGACAUAAAAAAUGAAUUGAUAGGAAUGUUGAAAGCAUUGCCGCAAAUCCUACAAGAGAGUUCAGAGAAAGUUAAAAUAGUGAAGCCGGCAGUUGAAUUGUAUGCUGAAUUCUGUCAGUUUUUAUCUGGACAGGAGGCGGUAUCUAAUCCUGGAAUACUACCAGUAUUAAGGUAUUUAGUUGAAAGUGGUAAUACAACAACAUAUGAGUAUGUAUUUGGAGAAAAACCAAUCAGGAUUGAGGAACCUGAGCAAUCCGUAAUUGCACUGCAGUUGAAUGAUGAUGGAAAUAAAAUUGAUUUUGGAGAAGGUGAACAGAAAAUUGACUUUGGAAGUGAUCAGAUUGAUUUUGGCGAACAGGAUAACCAACAAACCAUUGAUUGGGGAUCAUCAAAUGAAGAAAGUUUUGAAAUAGUCAGUUAUGAUGAUGUGGAUAUUAAUUUGCAGGAAUCAGGAAUAGAGGUCGAAGUAUCAGGCUUGGAUGGUGGUAUUGCUAGAGGUGAAGACGCUUUAUCUAUCCUGGAUAACCCAAAAACGCGGGAUCAAGUUAUCAACAAUCUCAUUGAGCUCGAAGCCUUUCUUAAAAUGCGACUUUAUGAAAUGUCAAAUGAAUCAGAUUUGUUGUCUUUCUCACAAAUGCAAGACGUUUCUUCUGUGAUCCAGAUGCAAACUAUUGCAAGCAUUACGCAACUGCAUGAUUGCGUAAGCAUCGCGCUGGGUGACUUGACAAGCAAGCGUCUUCAGCAUUUACAUAACCUCAAACACUCCCCAAAGUACCUGGAUAUCUUGUCCGCCAGCUUGAAGCAAAAGCUGUCGGUGGUCGAGAGAAUGAAAAAUAAUAAGAUAUUGUUGGAGAAAAAAAUCCGCCAAACUAGCGACGAAAUUAGAAAAAUCGAGCCGGUAAUUAAACUCAUGGUUGUCAAGACUAAGGAGCUGCAAAAGGAAAUUGAGCAGGACAUUUCUAAAAAGUAUAAAGGCAGGGUGGUAAACAUUGUGGGUGGAGUCAAUCUCUUGUGAAAGUGUAGUUAAUUUUUAUUAUAAAUAUAAUGUACAUGUUUUAUUUUAGUGAUUUUUUUCACCGGCUGGGUUUGGGUCCCUUUAUGAAAAAACAAAUUUAUUUUUAAAAAUGCACCAUUCGAAAGGACAGCUUCUAAGUACUAAGUAAUGAUAAAUAAAUUUGCCAAUAUUUAAAAAAAAAACAUAAAAAUGAUCGAAGAGAAUGUAAUUUGAAAUACUUUUACUUGCAGAACUGGUAUAAUAUAUUAAUGUAUAAAAUUAAAUAUAUUUUUUUUGGGUGAAGUUACUUUG